AUGAAUCGUUCAGACCCUAUAGAAUCUAGUAAUCUUACCGACAAUCAUCAGCCAGUUAUAGAGAUUGCAAAUGGUCACAUUGGAACAAAUCAUGAACCUUUUCUUGAAGAUAUUGGACCUCUUACAACUACGGAUGAGUUAACUGUGACCAAAGAGAAUGGUGAUGUUACUUCAAAUUCUGAAAUGAUGGUUGAGGAUUCAGGAGUAAAUUCCUUUCGUCAGACUGUUUUUCUUAAUCUCAACUCUCCUGCAGCUGACAGUGAACAUAAUGAAACUCACUAUAGAUCACGUGAGGUAGAUAUUACAGUAAUGGCCACUACCUUGCGAAGGGAAGCUAAUUCCCAAAACAAUACUAUUGGAUCUGGAUAA
Molecule: messenger RNA, 369 nt
Organism: Arabis nemorensis
Lineage: Eukaryota; Viridiplantae; Streptophyta; Magnoliopsida; Brassicales; Brassicaceae
Source: the annotation of a GenBank genome assembly